UGAAGAGCGGCCUUUAAUAACGACAGCGGGUGGAGUCUCAGAACGUCUCCAUGCCUUCUGACUGACCUCGGUCUUUUGAAUUAAUAUUUAUGCAAGAACUUGAAUGUAAUGCUAAGACUCUUGCACACGAAGAGGAACCAUCAUUUUGUUUGUUUCCGUCUGGAUAUUUUACGAUAUUCGUGUGUUUCAGGCUACCUCUUCAUGAACUGAAACAUUCCCUCCUUUUGUAUGUCGUGUCCGUAUAACACAAUGCUGGGCGAACGACUGACAGUGAAGCACUUGACUUAAAUACAACACAUACAAUUACGUAAGUGCAUUUCUGUUGCUUUCUUCCUCAAGCAAAGAACACAAUGUCGUCGAAUGGUGACAUCUUGCUUAAUAGUGAUGAAAGCAUGCUGGUAGUACAUUAGUACACUAAAAAUAUAGACUAGAUGGAAAUAUAGUAAAAAGUAUCAGACAAGCUAACACUGUUCAAGAUAAAUGUAUUAAAAUAUGUUUUUCUGUAAUCCUUUUAAAGCAAAAUUACAUAAAAUUACAAUUUUCAAUAAAAUUGUUUUUUUUAUUCAAGUGUCAGUACAGGUUGGAAAUAUAGUAAAAAGUAUCAGACAAGCUAACACUGUUCAAGAUAAAUGUAUUAAAAUAUGUUUUUCUGUAAUCCCUUUAAAGCAAAAUUACAUAUAAAAUUACAAUUUUCAAUAAAAUUGUUUUUUUUAUUCAAGUGUCAGUACAGGUUGCAUUUUUUUUACUCUCAAGUAGCAGUGAAAAAUACACAAUAAGUGAAAAAGCAGAUAUGUGUUUUGCUAAUGUUUCAGAAAAUAACAAAUUAGAUUAAAUAUUUUAGCGUUUAUCUAUAUGUGCCCUGUGAUUGGCUGGCGACCAGUCCAGGGUGUACAACGCCUCUCGCCUGAAGACAGCUGGGAUAGGCUCUAGCACCACCCCCGCAACCCUUUUGAGGAUAAGCGGUAGAAAAUGAAUGAAUGAAUGAAAUUACAAAUUGGAUAUAUUGUAACAUUUAUUUGGGGAAAAAAUCCUCAUUUCAUAACAUUUCCACUUAAUCUCGAUAGUUUUGUGAUCUAUCUUUUACUUAAAACCCUGCGUCUCCAUAUUGUUUUCAUUUUUGUAUGUUGACAGGGACUCCAAAUAGAGAACACAAAUGAUGCUGUCAACUUCCUCAUUCAUCAUCAUAAAAAAUUCCGCUUUUGGCUCAAUGUCAUUGUUAAUCUUAGUCAUGAGAAUUAUAUGACAUGCACUUUAUUUUGCAACAGCUAAUAGCAAAAAAAAAUCUCCAUAUUGUGUGGGUUUUUUAAUGUUUUUACAUGAAAACAUGGUCAAAAGCUAAGUAGAGAUCCCGUACAGUGUUUACAUUGGGGAGCAAUUAUUGUAUUGUAUUGUAGUGUAAGGUCACUACUGUGCUGGCUGAUUUAAAGGGUUGUCUUGAGGUUGGAGUUUUUUUUGUGUGUUUUUCCUCAAUAGACAAUUGAGGCAACAAUAGUGUCACAACACAGUACAACUUGCACCAACAAGGACAAAGUUAACUGCAAGGAAACACUGCCCCCUUCUUGUCUGUUUGCUUUUUUUUUUUUUUUUUUUUUAACCACACAAAGUCAGCUGUCACUGUGUCCUCACCACCUUAGGAGGUUGAUGGGUGAGUUGAGUUUGUGAGAAGAUACCAACCCAAAGAUGAGCACGAAGACAACCGGCAACGAGACAAAAAUGAGUGGCGACAUCUGCACACUGCACAGUAACGGGAUCCCUCCUGACACGCUCAAGAAGGUAAAAACCUACCUGGAUCAGUUCACUUUGUCUCUGGAGGUCCUGCAACAGGUUUCUGCUCGACUGGAGCGAGCUCUGAAACAAGGAUUGGGCAGACACUCUCAUCAAAAAGCGUGCGUCCAGAUGUUGCCCACAUUCGUCACGGCAACACCAGACGGGACGGAGAAAGGUGACUACCUGGCGUUGGAUCUCGGUGGGACAAACUUCCGGGUGCUCCAUGUGCGAGUGGUGGAGGAGGAGCAAAGAGUCGUAAAGAUGGAUAGUCAGAUCUGCGCCAUCCCGAAGGAAAUGAUGCAGGGAAGCGGUGAACAGUUAUUCGAUCACAUUGCCGCCUGUCUAGGUGAAUUUCUUGCCUCUCAGGAUCUGAAGGGGAAAACUCUCCCUCUCGGCUUCACCUUCUCCUUCCCCUGCCAUCAGAAGGAAAUUGACAAGAGUAUCUUGAUUCGCUGGACUAAAGGCUUCCAGUGCUCUGGAGUGGUUGGUGAAGAUGUGGUGAAGCUACUGAGGGAAGCCAUUCACAGGAGGGGGGAUUACGACGUCGGCUCCAUAGCCAUGGUGAACGACACUGUGGGCACCAUGAUGAGCUGCGGCUACAAGGAUCAAAGCUGCAACAUCGGCAUGAUUAUCGGCACGGGUACCAACGCAUGCUACAUGGAGGAGAUGAAGAACGUGAAGCGCAUUGAGAGCUCGGAUGGGCGCAUGUGCAUCAACACAGAGUGGGGGGGGUUUGGAGAUGACGGCUCACUGAGAGAUAUCCAGACGGAAUUUGACGUCGAGGUCGACGAGACGUCCAUCAACCCCGGCAUCCACACCUUUGAGAAGAUGAUCAGCGGCAUGUAUUUGGGAGAGAUUGUGCGUCUGCUGCUGGUGAAGAUGACAAAGGACAAGUUGCUGUUCCAGGGAAAGACAUCGGAAUCACUGCUGACGCCGGACGGCUUUGAGACUAAAUACAUCUCGGACAUUGAAGAGGAGGACGUCGGCCUGGACAAUGGAAGCAGAAUCCUGACCAAAUUGGGUCUGACCUGGGACCCCGUCGAUGUCCGUGUGGUGCGUCUGGUCUGCGACACCAUUUCCUCACGCUCAGCCCGCCUCUGCGCCGCCGCCCUGGCCACCCUCGUCAACCGUAUCCGCAUCAACCGCGGCCUUAACCACCUCAAAACAACUGUGGGGGUUGACGGGACGGUGUACAGGAAACACCCCAAUUUCAGUGCAGAGCUCCAGGCCACGGUGAGCCUCCUGGCCCCCAAGUGUGACAUCACCUACCUUCUCUCGGAGGACGGCAGCGGGAAAGGCGCUGCCAUGGUAACAGCCGUGGCGCAGAGGCUGGCUCGCCAGUCCCGGCUGUUAGAGGACAGUGAUGGUGAGGAGAGCGCAGAGGAGGACGAAGAUGAAUGAGGGCAAACACAAGACCUUUUUUUUUUUUUUUUUAAUAUAUAUAUAUAUAUAUAUAUAUAUAUAUAUGUUACAAACGUCCAUUAAUUUAAUGAUAACACUGAAUCUGUUUAGUAAAGGAACUCAGAGAUCAAAUUAUAAUUAUCAUGAAUUAUAUAUAUAUAUAUAUUGUCCAUUUGUGGUAGAUUCAUUUUAAGGAAAACUUUGAAUGUAGUCAGGAAAAAAAGACAUCAAUAAUAUCAAAUAUUUAUUUAAAACUUAAUAUUUUACACAGUUCACAGAAAAUCUGCUAAAGUUGGCAAGGAAAAAAAUCACGUUCAGUCUUACUUGGAGCCUCUUAAAAGGAAACUAUGGCUUUGUGACGGAUGCUAUUGCCCCCUACCGGCCUUAAACGGAAACAGCAUCUUACCGUGUGCUCUUGUUUACAUCAUGCUGGUGCUGCACAACCCUUUUACAUCAGGGCAGUUCUCUUUGUGUAUUUUUACACACGAAAAAGGCUAUGAUGAGCUCCAUUUACCCUUUUGUGUGUGUGUCUGUGUGUGUGUGUUUACAUUUCAAGGUUUUCAUACCCGUCGGUCAUUUGUGUCAUAAAGGUCAUCAAGUCAUCUUUCAUUCCUCCCAUCAGUGCAGGAUUGGUGUGAAGCCCCAUGUUACAGUAGAACCUCUAAAGUCAAACCUAUUUGUACUUCCAAACAGUUCUCCCCACAUAAGAAAUAAUGGAAGUUACAUUUUCACAUAAUACAAGUGUAAAAAAAAUAAAAACAUCAAACCCUGACAACGGUAAUGCAAAGCACACAUCUUACUUCACAUAUUGUCAUUUCCUGUGCACAUUCCUCUCUUUUUCUGACAUUCUUUUACUAGUGUUGAGAGUGUGUCGAAAAAAGUGUCGAGAAAAAAAAGCAAGACAUGCUGGUUAAACCCUUAACGCACCAUUCAGAAAGGGCUAUUAAGCCUUUUACAUCACUACAUGAAUGUGACAUAGGUUUGUAAUGUGUUUUUUCAAAAAAAAAAAAAAAAAGUUGAAUAAAUACUUUUUCAACAUGAAACUACUCCGUUAGUCAA
This is a messenger RNA of Doryrhamphus excisus (bluestripe pipefish), 4227 nucleotides long. RefSeq names its product hexokinase-2-like. Gene Ontology annotation, molecular function: ATP binding; D-glucose binding; glucokinase activity. NCBI's taxonomy places the organism in Eukaryota, Metazoa, Chordata, Actinopteri, Syngnathiformes, Syngnathidae. The record is from RefSeq and is a predicted model, not a curated record. Gene Ontology annotation, biological process: glucose 6-phosphate metabolic process; glycolytic process; carbohydrate phosphorylation. Gene Ontology annotation, cellular component: mitochondrion; cytosol.